This is a messenger RNA of Coregonus sp. 'balchen', 25573 nucleotides long. NCBI's taxonomy places the organism in Eukaryota, Metazoa, Chordata, Actinopteri, Salmoniformes, Salmonidae. The record is from the annotation of a GenBank genome assembly.
GUGGCAUGGCAAUCCGAAAGACAGUCAAAGGAACUGCUGUCUUAGCAAGUGGAGGCUUGGUAGCCUUUUAUGGCCUUACACAGCUGACCGAAUACAGAAAAAAACAGGUGAGCUGCUAGCGUCCAUGUUGUUGAAAUGCUUCAGUGAAACUUGAAGACUGCAUGUCAGCCAGGUCAAAUACUGUAUGUGCAGAAAUCAACUAAGCUUUGGUUACUUUUUGGUGACUUUGGUCAUGUUUGUCCUUGUAGAUCUCAAUUUCAAUUUCUUUAUGUAUUAAAAAGUUUAUGUAUAGAAACGAUUAGGUCCAGUUAUCAGCAGAUGGUUUGGGAAGGUUGAUCCCUUCCCUACUAAUAGGCUACUUUACUUAUUUUUUUGUUGUUGGUGUCAUUCUCUUUUAUUCCAUGUCAUCAUCCCAAAGUAUGAAUUGGUAAGCAUCUUUUAAGCAGUGAUAUACAAUGUCACUCAUUAUGCAUGCAUGCUGCUAAGAAGGCGGGUACCUCUGUAGCUCAGCCGGUAGAGCACGGCGCUUGUAACGCCAAGGUAGUGGGUUCGAUCCCCGGGACCACCCAUACACAAAAAUGUAUGCACGCAUGACUGUAAGUCGCUUUGGAUAAAAGCGUCUGCUAAAUGGCAUAUAUUAUUAUAUAUAUUACCUCAUAUCUCCUUACUGAUAGAGACUUUGACUGACCUCUUCUGCAGUUUUUUGUCUGUUUGUUCGCUAUGUUGUAGAUAAUCUGGUUAUAAUCUUUAGUUACUGUACUAUUACUCUACUAUAAAUACUUUUUUGUGGAUUUUAUUAGCUUUCUUUUAUUAGUUUUUAUGUCAAUAUAUUUUUGUACUUUACCAUCUUAGCUUAACACAUAUGCAUGUAGCAUGCAGAUUUAGUCAUUAAUCUAAAUUGACAAUAUUUUGAAAUAGGGUGGGGUAGUAGGGGGGUUGUUAUAAAUUAGCAUGUGAUUUAUAGUUUUUUAUUCCUUGGUAGGGUCUGAGGUUUUUUCCCACAGAAAAUGCAUGGUUUCUUUUUUCCUAAAUCCAUCAUAAAGAAUGUGAAGACGUGCAUAAUAAUGAAACACAUUUAUUAAUGUGCACUGUCCCCUGGAGUCAUAUGACAAUGAAAUGGAUGACUGGUUUGUUUGUGUGGAUGGUCUAGGCCCGACUAUCGCGCGUGGAGGCGAUUGAACAGGUGAACAUGGCCUUCCAAGACGAGCUCCCAUCCAGGCAAGCCCAGCUAACGGCCUUACGCAACACCCAGGAGUUUGAUGUUCUCGUUGUAGGGGGAGGAGCCACGGGUUCAGGUUGUGCCUUAGACGCUGUGACACGGAGUAAGUUGCCUUUUGCAGUCUUUGUCACUUGCAGUCUACCAGUUGUACCUAAUGCGUUAACUGUCCUUUCCCCUGCAUGUCUUUUGCAUGUGGAUAAUUUCUUUGCACCCCUCAGGGUUGACCAGCUUCUGUCUUGAAGCAAGUCCAGAAUUUCUAUCAUCAUGUUUUAGAAUAUCAUCAGCAGACAAUAAUCUGGGCUCAUGGUAUGACUAAUCUCUGUAAAAUAACCUCUAAGAAGCAUAGUGAAAUUGGCUGAUUGCUGUACGUAAACUAUGACCACUUCAUUGUGGAUAUCACAAACUAUUAAGGCAAAACUAUUUUGAUUAGUCACACACAUUUUUCUCUCUCAAAUUCUGAUGAAUCCCCUUUAUUCAACUGUCACAACAACUGCAGUUUGGAUCCGCAUUUUGCAAGGAUUUUGAGCGGCUGCACACUUUUGUUCCAGUCCCCCCUCACAGCAUCGGUUGUAUAUUCUCUGUCCUGAUGUUGCAUAACCUCCUAGUCAUUGUGCAGAAGCUGCAUCCAAGCCGUCUCCCUGGGGCUCAGCCUGUAAGGCGCUUCAGAAGCCAGCUCCAGAGGCUGGAACUCCAGAAUAGCUAGGAUUAUUUUCCCCAGAAGAGACCAGAGUCCAAUCACCAAAAAUUGAAAUAUGUCUCUUUUGUUCCUCUGAUGAGGGUUCCUCUUGCGAUUACCAUUUACAUCCUAAUCAAUUAUCUAUGCUGCUCCAGUAUCCCUGCACAUGUAAAUAUGGUAUUGGAACUGACUUUUUAAAUAUGUCCUGUAUAUAGUACGCUUACUUACUUAUUACUUUAUUGUGUAUUUCAUAUUUCCUAUUCUUAUUUCUCGUGUGUUUUUUUCUAGUAAUACAUUGUUAUUGAUUAUUGCAUUGUUGGGUUUUAAGUUUGCAAGAAAGUCAUUUUACUGUACUUGUGCAUGUGACAUUAAAACUUGAAACUUGGUUAGAGGUUUCUUUAAGCUGUUUUUCUCCUUUAUCGAUUUGACUGUCUAACGGUGAAAUAGCAGGGGUUUUGGAAACCCCCGCCGUAUCCCCCUUUCCUAAUCCACAUUUAUUUUCCAUUUCUUCUUUUCAAAAUUGGGAUUUACAGUGUCUAUCCACCAGGGACAGCAUACAAGCCUCUAAUGGUGGGAGUGAGGAGCAGUUUCAAUGUUCAAGAAUUUUAUGGAAGUCAGACAAUUUCUCCUCCAAUAUACUCUCCUUUUAGAUAACAAUAUAAUUACAAAAACAUUAUCAAGUAAAGUGAUUUGUACAGUCUUUUUUAUUAAAUGUUUUACUUGUUUGAUCCUUGAAUUAUUAUCCAAACAUUUUGACUAGUUUUUGUGGUUGUAAUGAAAAUGCUUGUCAGUUUUUACCCAAUGGAAUAUGUAUGCCUGCACAAUAUUUAUCCCAUCAUGCAUUAUUACAGCAGAAGGACAUGCAUAUGAAAAUAAUAUGUGAUGUAUUCUAAACAUUUGGGACAAUAAGUAGCCAAAUAUCAGCUUGCUGUUGAUCUGUUGCCUUGGUUCCCUUCCCAUUGUCAGAUCUAAAAACUGCCCUGGUGGAGCGAGACGAUUUCUCAUCUGGGACCAGCAGCCGGAGCACCAAACUCAUUCACGGAGGAGUCCGAUAUCUACAGAAAGCCAUUGUAAAAUUAGAUUACGAACAGGUAAAUGCUUCAUUUUUUCUAUGCAGCUGACACUUAUCCGGUUAAUUCCUGGUCCGUCUGGUCAUAUUGUUUUAUUUACCCUCUGGAUUCAUUUUUCAUUCAAAAAAGGUCUUGACAUGCUCGCCUUGAGUGAAUGCCUAUGAUUUUCUAAGUUAUUUCAAAGAAUUGCUACAACUGGGAAAGAGAGGAAGGAGUAGCUAGCGCCCCUGUCAUUAACAAGACGGAAAUUAGGCUAAUACAGGAAAUGUAUAUCAGAGUAAUGGGAGGAAUAAAGCAUUUGGGCCUUCUUUUGUCUGUUUAUUGUUAAGAAGAGUCACCCAGGUUCAAACUCAAAUGUCACAGUUUUCUGUUACAUUUCAGAGCACUUGAAGAAUCUCAUUAUUUUAGGCCUGUGUUUUUUUGGAAGUCUUAUUUUCCUAUCUGUAUGAACAUGCUGGGGUCUUGGAGGUGAGCUGGAGAAGGGGCCAAUUAGUGUGAUUGCAGGAAACAUAACUGCAAAGUCAGCAGCAGUGCAGCAAAGUACAGGCUACUCACCUACUCUACAAGCCAGCGAGGAAAUGGAAAGCAAAUUAAGGCAAUUCAUUCCAUAUUUGCUUUGGGCCAGCCACUGGUCCUCCAUGAUAACAAUAACAUUUACAUGUUUCUUCUAAUAAACGAUGAAUCACCAUUUUACCAUUUAAAUCCCUCACUUAAGAAGACAUGACCCAUGUAUACUAUAUAUCUGUUGUUCUAAAGAAAUACAAUGAACCUGAUCUUACUGUAUUUCAUAGGAUGCCACUAGGAUAAAUGGGUUAAAUGGCUAUUUAUUCACACUUAAUGGUUAUAUUAGCUAUACUGAUAGGAGUCAGUUUAGUUCAGUAUUUUUUCUCGCGUGACCUCAGUUCUACCGUAUUAGGCAUUGAGAGAAAAACAUAUAACCGAAAAAAAUAUAACCAGUCUUCAGAAAGGGCUAAGUGGAUACGAUUGAGCUUGUACUAUUUGUUUUUAUUGCAGUUAUGUUUUUAAUUUUUUAUUGUAUUAUUAUAAUUGUUUUAUUUCAUAAUUUUGUGAAGCACAUUGUGUUGCAUUCCAUGUCUGAAAUGUGCUGUAUAAAUAAAGCUUGAUUUGAUUUGGAUAUAAUCCAUUUUGAUCUUAUUUUCUCCUCCAGUAUAUGAUGGUGAAGGAAGCACUACAUGAGCGUUCCAACCUCCUGGAUAUCGCCCCUCAUCUGACUGCACUUUUACCCAUCAUGCUCCCCAUAUACAAGUAAGAAUAACCUCGAAUCUCCACCUCUCGGGUCGUUUCUCACUACAUAUACCACCGAAAAUAUCACAUGAAGCAGUAAACCUUUCCCUUGGUAAAGACAUGAAGUUUUGAAGAUGGAGAUAAGUUCACCUGAAUGGCAAUAAACUUUAAGAGAAUCACCCGGGGCUGAGAGGCCCAUUGUGGGUAUGGGUAAAAUGGCUGAUGGUCCACCGUACCUGCUCACAAUCUCACUAUAUCACCCCAGCUCUCUGAGCCUUGUGUGAACUUAGGGGCUUGAUUUGAUUGGUGAUGCCUGGUAUCAUGAGCGUUAAUUGCACAUGACAUUUAAGAUCCUUCUCUGGUAUUUAAAGCAUUGUACAGGUGUGUCUCAUUACUGAAGGGUGUGGGAAAACCAGAUUGGCUUCCAGUGCUCUGCCAUGCACUGCCUAAAGUCAUCAUGCCAACACAGACCCUAUAUCCUUCACACUCAGAAGUGCACAUUUUACACCUACCUUCCCAAUUCUAUUAUAAUCUAGAAACCCUCAGAAUGUAUUAUUCAUUGUAUAUUUAGCGUGAACCAAAAAUACACUUACAGAAUGACACCUAAUUGAGUCAUAGUAAAUAAUCUGAACUUGAUGACAUCAUCAAGUGGCCCUUUCUUAUGACCUUUUCUAAUGAUAUUUUUGAUUGCAGAACGUAGAAAUGCAGCGUUUUCACAUAUGUAGACACUGGUAUGGUGCUGGAGAUAUUGAAUAUGAGGCGAAAAAGUGGUGGAACUCCCCUUUAAUUGUAACUUUUCCACUGUGUGUGAAAGGUGGUGGCAGCUUCCCUACUACUGGGCAGGGAUCAAGAUGUACGACCUGGUGGCUGGAGCCCAGUGCUUGAAGAGCAGCUACAUCCUCAGCAAGACCAAGGCUCUGGAGCUCUUUCCUAUGUUGAAGAGAGACAAACUGGUCGGAGCCAUUGUCUACUAUGAUGGUAAGCCGCAAACCAUUUCACCAAAUAUAGAACCACUGGUCCAAUCAGUCCUAAGUGCAAAAAAAGACCCUGCACCUUUAAGGUCCCUUUUUUCACUAAUAAUCCUGUUUUGUAAGUGAAAUCUGUGUCACACUAACAUAUAUGAUAUAAUAAAGCACAAGGAGGUUUGGUAUAUUGGCAAUAUACAUUUACAUUUUAGUCAUUUAGCAGACGCUCUUAUCCAGAGCGACUUACAGUUAGUGAGUGCAUACAUUUAUUUUAUUUUAUAUACUGGUCCCCCGUGGGAAUCGAACCCACAACCCUGGCAUUGCAAGCGCCAUGCUCUACCAACUGAGCUACACGGGACUACAGUGAUGAAAAAAAGUAUUUGAUCCCCUGCUGAUUUUGUACGUUUGCCCACUGACAAAGACAUGAUCAGUCUAUCAUUUUAAUGGUAGGUUUAUUUGAACAGUGAGAGACAGAAUAACAACAAAAAAAUCCAGAAAAAUGCAUGUCAAAAAUGUUAUAAAUUGAUUUGCAUUUUAAUGAGGGAAAUAAGUAUUUGACCCCUCUGCAAAACAUGACUUAGUACUUGGUGGCAAAACCGUUGUUGGCAAUCACAGAGGUCAGACGUUUCUUGUAGUUGGCCACCAGGUUUGCACACAUCUCAGGAGGGAUUUUGUCCCACUCCUCUUUGCAGAUCUUCUCCAAGUCAUUAAGGUUUCGAGGCUGACUUUGGCAACUCAAACCUUCAGCUCCCUCCACAGAUUUUCUAUGGGAUUAAGGUCUGGAGACUGGCUAGGCCACUCCAGGACCUUAAUGUGCUUCUUCUUGAGACACUUCUUUGUUGCCUUGGCCGUGUGUUUUGGGUCAUUGUCAUGCUGGAAUACCCAUCCACGGCCCAUUUUCAAUGCCCUGGCUGAGGGAAGGAGGUUCUCACCCAAGAUUUGACGGUACAUGGCCCUGUCCAUCGUCCCUUUGAUGCGGUGAAGUUGUCCUGUCCCCUUAGCAGAAAAACACCCCCAAAGCAUAAUGUUUCCAUCUCCAUGUUUGAUGGUGGGGCAGCAUUCCUCCUCCUCCAGAAACGGCGAGUUGAGUUGAUGCCAAAGAGCUCCAUUUUGGUCUCAUCUGACCACAACACUUUCACCCAGUUCUCCUCUGAAUCAUUCAGAUGUUCAUUGGCAAACUUCAGACGGGCCUGUAUAUGUGCUUUCUUGAGCAGGGGGACCUUGCGGGCGCUGCAGGAUUUCAGUCCUUCAGAUCCUCCCGUGUAGUUCUGGGCUGAUUCCUCACCGUUCUCAUGAUCAUUGCAACUCCACGAGGUGAGAUCUUGCAUGGAGCCCCAGGCCGAGGGAGAUUGACAGUUCUUUUGUGUUUCUUCCAUUUGCGAAUAAUCGCACCAACUGUUGUCACCUUCUCACCAAGCUGCCUGGCAAUGGUCUUGUAGCCCAUUCCAGCCUUGUGUAGGUCUACAAUCUUGUCCCUGACAUCCUUGGAGAGCUCUUUGAUCUUGGCCAUGGUGGAGAGUUUGGAAUCUGAUUGAUUGAUUGCUUCUGUGGACAGGUGUCUUUUAUACAGGUAACAAGCUGAGAUUAGGAGCACUCCCUUUAAGAGUGUGCUCCUAAUCUCAGCUCGUUACCUGUAUAAAAGACACCUGGGAGCCAGAAAACUUUCUGAUUGAGAGGGGGUCAAAUACUUAUUUCCCUCAUUAAAAUGCAAAUCAAUUUAUAACAUUUUUGACAUGCGUUAUUCUGGAUUUUUUUGUUGUUAUUCUGUCUCUCACUGUUCAAAUAAACCUACCAUUAAAAUUAUAGACUGAUCGUUUCUUUGUCAGUGGGCAAACGUACAAAAUCAGCAGGGGAUCAAAUACUUUUUUCCCUCACUGUAUAUACUAUAUAUACCACGGCUAACGAGGAGUGCCUGUAUACAGCCUUUAGCCAUGGUAUAUUGGCCAUAUACCACAAACCCCCAAGGUGCCUUAUUGCUAUUAUAAACUGGUUACCAACGUAAUUAGAACGGUAAAAAUAAAUGUGUUGUCAAACCUGUGAAUAUACCACAGCUUUCAGCCAAUCAGCAUUCAGGGCUCAAACCACCCAGUUUAUAAUCCUGUAUAGAACGUAAAUGAUUAUUUUAUCUCCUGAAUCUUUAGUCUUUUAUGUUCCUUCAUAUAAAUAACUCCUUUUCGUACACAGCAAUGUAAUUGCUGGCUAUGUGAGUGUAAAGAAAAGAGAAACAACAUGGUUUUAAGCAGAAAAUAGCCAGUAGGCAUUCCCUUGUUGGUUCCAUCCAGUCCCAGGACCCAUCUUUCUCCAGGCUAUCCAUGCCUCGUGUUGGCAUCAGAAAAACAAAGCAUAUGUUGAUUGUUAGCCGGGGUGUACAUAGCAUGUCCUGUUUACUCAAGGUCUCCUACGUAGCCUCAAACUCCCAACUUGGUUUCUCCAGGCUAUCUGUCAGACUUCAUUUAACAUUUGAGGAUAUGUGGAUUCCCAUGUACUGCAAAAAGGCAACAUAUUUCUAAGGGAAUGUGGCUGCGAUCUGAGCAGUGAUCUGUCAACCUUACUCAUUUAGCAGAAGUAAGUGGGAGAGAGGGCGUUAUGCUGGAGCUAUAUAAUUUAGCUCUGUUUUAUAAUAUCACUUUUUUUUUCUUUUUUUUUAUGUCAAAAUAUGAUUUUAUAUAUUUAUUUAAAAAAGCACUUCUCUAAAUAUCAGAUUAUUUUGGUAAAAGACUGAAAAUUAAAAGCUGUGAAGACUUGGAUGAAAAUAUUACGUUGUAUUGUAUGUGUUAGGCUAGUUUGACAGUUAACAGUUUUUUCCUCAAGCUGCCAUUUUUUCCCUUCCAUUAUUCAAUUGGGGACAAUUAUGGCAAUGACAUUUUAAAAGCUGACCUUCCUUAUGUGGGAUUGGGUUUUGACUGCUUCAGUUAAUCUCCUCAGGAUUCCUCAAGCCAUCAUGCUCACAUAGUUUUAACAUGUAGACAUCCCUUAGCCUUAGAUCAUGAAGUCGUGACAAAUAUACAAUUUAGUCCGAAAUGACAAAAUAUUCCAACUGAAAUGGAUCCAUUUCAAAUUUGAUGGCAGUGAAUAGUAUUAUAUCCUAUGCAAUAUUACAGUAUAGAUGUAAUAAGGUGAUAUAUGACAAUUAUUAUUAUUAGACCCGUGUAGCUCAGUUGGUAGGGCAUGGCGCUUGCAACGCCAGGGUUGUGGGUUCGAUUCCCACGGGGGGGGGCAGUAUGAAAAAACCCUGUAAAGUCGCUCUGGAUAAGAGCGUCUGCUAAAUGACUAAAAUGUAAAUGUACAUUAUUACACUUCAUCAUUUUCAUAUGCAUGUUUUAGGAAAUAGAGCCUCUUUGUGUGUAUUUAUCUCUCCUCCCUUCAUUACCCUCUUCUCCUUUAGCCAGAGGAGUCAUUCGCAGAAGCGUCUGGGAUAAUAACUGUGUCCCCCGCUGUACCUGCAACAAUUUAAUUGGACAAGUCAGCCCAGCCAAGCAUCUCUCUCUCAUGACUGGGAGACUUGAAAUUCAUUGUCAUUAUUUUCCUUGUCAUUUUGCAGCAUUUUGUCCAACCAUGGAGUUCCUCUCACUCCACUGAGUUUUGUACCUCCAGGAGGUGCGGAUUAUAGUGGAGCAGGAGGUACGGGACUGUAGGGGCGGGGAGGGGGCUGGGGCUCCCACUCAACUGUCUCUCCUCUAGGGAGACAUGACACUCAGCUCCUUAUGCUCACUAUUGAUGGCCUGUGCUUUAAUUGUCCAAUUAUUUGUAUUAUGUAUUAUCAUUAUUAGCGUUAUCAGAUUAUCAGAUUAUAAUCCCAUUAUUAUAAAUAUGGCAUAGUAAUAAUCCUUCGUUACAUUAUCUGACUAAUCCUGGAAUUAAAUCACAUUUAACAUUUGUGGUAAAUGGAGCUGUAAUCGGAUUAUUUUAACAUUGUGAUGGAUGUAGCUGUAAUCUGGGCGCUGCAAAUGUGUGACUGGCAGCGGAGCCAGGCUCAUAGUGGAGAGCUGUGAAUCAUGAGGUUAGAGGGCAGCAGGGGGCUCAGCAAUCAUCCAGGAUCAGACACACUGACUGUACACCCACAGCACAGCAGACGUUAGCCGACCAUACACUCUAAUGGUCAUAUUCAGCCUACAGAGAUGAUGAAGUGGAUUAUAUUGUCCUCCUAAUACAUCAUGGCAGGGUGCAUACUCUUGUAUGUAAUUCAUUCUAAAAUGUGGCCUUUAAAUGUGUUGUUUUCUCGUGUUUUACUUUUUCUUUCCAAUUAAUUAAUUAAUUUUUCUUAGUGGUGGAAUGGCUCAGAGCAUGCGGUAGCAUUAACCAGCAGAGCCUACCAGUUACCUAGCCUCUGGUCAUUCAAACUGCAAAUAAAUCAAGGCACAAAAUAACAUUCCUGCAAAGUAGGAACAUUCUCUUCCCCUCAAGGCCAACAAUGAGGACUUGAACCUCGCCUGGCAAUAACAAAUAGAAAGAAAGUCACCCAAGACACCAACAUUAAAAGUGAUUAAUCAUCUCUGUUCUUUUCUCUACUUUAAACCAAAGGAUUUUCCAGCGAUAAAUCUUCAAAGAUGUACAUAAGAAUCCCUUCCUAAUGAAACCGGGCUUUGUUCAUUUGUCACCUUUUAGACCCUUUCAUUUAAAUUACAAAACUUAUGACCUCCUGACUCUUGAAUAUAGAUCUGGGUAUAUUCUCAAGCCAGAGAGGGAUUAAUCCAUAAAUCUUGAUACCAGAUUCCUCUCUUCAUUAAAUGAAUUCUGAGGAGGGAUCUUCUGCUUUACAAGUAGAUCAGUCACUGUCAGAAUCCCACUCCUGAUGGUGAUGUACCAGGGACAUUGCAAAUGUAUUAUUUUCAAUGCUCACUACCAUUAUCAUUUCCCCACGUUUUGUACCCAUUUUGAAAAGGAGCAGUAUUAUUGAUUGGUUUUAAGUUGAUUUUAUCCUCACUUGACCUUGUCCCCUGUGUUUCCUAACUGAGCUGCCUAUUGAUUGAAUCUGAACAAUGUGUAUGAAGUAUACACAUUAUAGUGAUCAUGUUCCAUGUAACUGAAUGAGUAUCCUCAUGUUUGCAGGCAGUGAUGGCACACUCAUGCAUGCGGUGUGUAUACAGAAAUAGGCAUGGGUUAUUAGAGAACAGGUAAGACAAUUCCUAGCCCUGCAUACUUGGUAGGUUUAACACUUUGACCAACCUUCCCUGCUGAGCCCAACCCGCUGCUCUUCUUGUGGAUGGAUGGGGGGGGGGGGGGGGGGGGGGCUCGCGUACCCCGCGCACAGACAGGCCAAAGGGCCACUGUGGCUUUAAGUGUGCUCCUUGUGUGGCCGGCGCAGCCAUCCCACUGAUGCAAAGUGACAGGGACAGAUGUGACAUAUCGGUUCUGACACACUUCCAUACCACCAGUCACAGGCUGGGGGUGACUCACAUCCUCUCCCCUGGUCCUGUCCCCCCACUGCAGGACAACACAACGAUGCUCGAAUGAACCUCGCCAUCGCCCUCACUGCUGCCAGGUAUGGGGCUGCCAUAGCCAAUUACACUGAAGUGGUGCACCUCCUGAAGUGGGUAGAUCCUCAGAUGGGCACGGAGAGGGUCUGUGGAGCACGCUGCAGGGACGUGAUCACAGGUGAAACUACAGCUACAAAGCCGCUGCUUCCUCCCUGCCCCCUAGCACUCACCAUGGGGCGUUAGCUCACAGAGCCUGCCUGUUAGGUAGCCCUGUUAAUCAGUGGUAUUUUGCACAUAGUCAUCGCAGAUCUAAUGUGGGGCUUUAAUAUUUUAUAAGCGUUUUAUGGUGUAGAGGGCUCCUUCAGAUCUGCUAGCAAUAUAAUACGGAAUUACCGUACUCCAAAUGGCCUAACUUCCCUUUUAAAUGUCAUGCAUAGGAGUGGCUUUGGAGGAAUAAAGCUGUAAGGGAAAGAAUGAGUUUCUGAAACAUACCCAAAAUUUGAGGAUCUCAACACAUGACUGCCCCCUGAUGUUUUGAAAGAUAGAAGUGUGCUUUCUUUGCGAAGAAAAAUAAGAAGAAGCCUCACUUUCUUUGGUGAGAGAGAGGCCUCACAAGGAAAGUGCUAGUAAGAAUACUUUGAAUCACUAUUCUGCUUUAAUUCAGUUAAUUGUACUCCUAUUUCUCUCUACAAUAUUAAUGUGUCAAGUGUUACAAUUAUAUGCUUGAACAUUUGUGCAAUAUGUCAUUUUUAUGUUUUUCAGUAUUGCUUUUCUCUGCUUUCGUUAUGACACGGUGUCACAAGUCAAAUUAGGAGGGUAGUCCAUCAUUCAAGUCGUUGUCAAAACAGAUCAUUUAGUAUCAUCACUACCUUUGAUAUGGGCCCCAUUGUAAAGGCUCGUCAACAUCAAGCAGCACACUAACAAACAUUGAUUGCAUCCCAAAUGGUACCCUAAUCCCUAUAUAGUGCACUACUUCUGAUCAGUGCCCUAUAGGCCCUGGUCAAAAGUAGUGCACUAAAUAGGGAAUAGGAUGGCAUUUGGGAUGCAAACAUUUCCCUGUGCGCAUUAAAAGCACACCCUCGCACACUGCCUCUUGGGCUGCACUAUGACACAAAGAGGCGAGAGGGAAAUUAGGUAUGUCUGUUUCCUAUUAAUUACAAUCCUCUGAAGUCUCCCAUGGACACACGCGAGCCACUCUAUUACGGAAGGGGUGUUGGCUGAUAAAUUAAUAAUCCCGGUUGUCACUGGGUACAGAUGAAUGGCCCCUGGUGAUUGAUGCUGUUUUCUUUCAUAGGGCAGGAAUUUGAUGUCAGAGCCAAAUGUGUUAUCAAUGCCACGGGACCUUUUACUGACGCACUGAGGAAAAUGGAUGAUCAGAAGAACCCCAACAUCUGUCAGCCCAGUGCAGGGGUGCACAUCGUCAUCCCGGGCUAUUACAGGUAACAAAUGACGCCUCCUUCCGUCUCUGUCACGUCCCCACUGCAUCAUUAGCGCCUGCCUGAUCAAUUCAUUAGCACCUUCGGCUGAGCCACAGGGACAGGGACAGCUAGGACAAAACAUAGGCACUCUUAAGAUACAAGAAGCUCUUGCAUGGAUGGUUCAGAACAGGUGCUUACUGCUGAGGGGCUGUGUUCAGGUGCAUCAUGUCCCUUUGUGUUUAUUCACACUCCCUGUUAGGUCGAAAAGGCCAUUUAGAUGAGUUAAAUCAAGCAAACAGAUGGCAUUGUAUGCCGUUUAUCUCCAGAUUAAUUUGGAUUUUUGAAGAGAGCUUUUGACCUACUCAACCAGACUUUCCUGUGAUGCUGUCCCCAUAGGAGAACCCUUUGAAGAACCCUUUUUGGUUCCAGGUAGAAGCCGUUUACACAUAGGGUUCUACAUGGAACCCAAAAGAGUUCUACCUGGAACCCAAAAGGGUUCUACCUGGAACCAAAAAGGGUUCUACCUGGAACCAAAAAGGGUUCUACCUGGAACCAAAAAGGGUUCUCCUAUGGGGACAGCCAAAGAACCCUUUUGGAACCCUUUUUUCUAAGAGUGUACUCAGUGCUGGUUUUCUUGUUGAUGCAUGUUAUUUGUGUUCGCAGGGGAAGAAAAAGCGACCCCCCCUUUCCCGACACCUCUACCCCUCCCCUGUUUCCUGUAUUAAAUUGAGUCAGUACCAUGUGCAUGUGUUUUAAACAGGACAAUAUGAGGGCUAUGCUGUCGCUGGAACUAUACGGGAGCAGCGGCAUAGCUGGAAUUGAAACCAGCAGAAUUAAUCUCCUGGAAAGACCGUUGACAGGAGCCUGAUUAUGGGGUGUCCCCCAGUCGGCCCGCUCACGACCCCCAGCAGACCAAAGGUUAAUGCAGUCUUCUUGUUUGCUCCCCCCCUCCACCUCCACCACACCCCCUCCACCACACCCCUGCACCCUACCUUCAGUCCAGACAACAUGGGGCUCCUGGACCCAGCCACCAGCGACGGACGCGUCAUCUUCUUCCUGCCCUGGGAGAAGAUGACCAUCGCCGGGACCACGGACACGCCCACGGAGAUCACACCGCACCCCAUCCCCAUGGAGGAGGACAUCAACUUCAUCCUCACGGAGGUUCGCAACUACCUCAGCCCCGACGUCGAAGGUGACUAUAACCUGCUAUGACCUGCUUAUGGUUUCUCAGAGGGAUUCACAGUGCAGGAGUAGAAGAUCUCUAUUAUAAUAAUGAAUUGACAUUUCUUUACAAACUUUUGAUAAUGGCAUAUGCGUUAUCUAUAUAAUAACUCAAUUAGCCAGUUAUAUCUUUAUAAUAACUUGAAUAUCCAGUAAUAUCAGAAGUCUGGAUCAUUUUGUAAAAAAUAUGAUAUAUGAGUGAAAUGGUUAUAUUCUAUACAUCAUAGUUUUUCAAGUCAAUCUUCCAUAGGAUUAUGGAAGGGAAGGCCAUGAUGCUAAAGGUAUAAGGUAGCAAUGUCAACACAUAUUUCCUUCACAAGCCAUGAAUCACCAGUGUACUAUACUUUUACACUUACGGCACUAUACUGACGUUAGAAUCAUACCUAAUUCAUAACAGACAUUUAUGAUAAUAAAUACACGUCCGACAAUCUCACAGUAUUUUUUUCCCUCUCUAGAUUUACAAAUAGCUGAUAGAGCAAGCAGCUGACUGAUAUAAAUGGGCUAAUGUGAUGGCAGUGUAGCACAGUGUAGGACUUCCACCAGAUAUUCAUUCAUCAGGAGGCCACAGAGUGCAGACAGAUACAAAUUCCUGCUUUAAUUAUGUAUGGGACCUGCAGUCGAGAAACAGGAGACAUCAACCAACACCACUCUGAGGAUUUCUUAUAGGAACUUUUGUGAAGCCCUAUUUGAUUUCUUCCAUAGUUAUUUUGUUUCCUUCAACUAUAAUGCAUUGCUGCCUGUUGUUUCCCUAAACACUUAGGACAAAAUAGAUUAUCUGUUUUCUACUCCCUAUACCUCCACAUGGGAGGUUUGUUAUGAAUAAGUGAAAAAUAACCAAUACCACAUUAAAUUAUAUUGUUUUCGAUUUGCGAUUUUUAUGAGACCUUCCUGGAGCUCUUAUUAUGUAUUUUGUAUAUGUUUUUCCCAUUUGGGGCCUCUGAUGGUCUUGCCGACUGACUGGUUUAUCAAAACCCAGGGAGACUAUAUUAAAUGAAGGACCGGUGGGUAUCUAAACAGAAUGCAGUGCUAUUGAUUUUGGAGAAGUGGUCUAAUUGUUUUCAGUGCACAAGGGGUUGUCGAGAUUAUUUGAUUGAUUAGCUUGAUUGUAGUCUGCAUCCACAUCCUCUACUGGCCAGCCAAUCUAAUGGCACAGUAAUCCCAAAGCACUGCAUUCUCCAUCAUUAUUUUCCAUCUAUCUAUAUCCAGCAUAAGAUUAACCCAAAAAGCUUUUGCACAUUUCCUACUCAUUAGCUGCCCAGCUUUCCUUCUACCGAGACCUGGAGACAGUGGAGAGGUGGCACCUGUACUGUACAGUAGCUCUGUCUAUAUGGAGCGUAUGGAGGAGGACGAUGUGUCAUGGUGGCUCUGCGGCUCAGGCCUCAGACCAGCGUCCGGGCGGCUCCAGGCUGCAGCCAGCGUGCUCUGUGCUCUGGACAGCCGGCCAGGCUGACAUGUGGCUUAUGUCUGGGCGAGACCCUGUCUCCCCAAGUCCUGUGGUCACAGUCGGAGCAGAAGGCCCUACAGCCUGAGAAAAAAAACACAAGUGUGAAGUGAUGGCGCGGGAGGCCAUGAGGGAGCGGACUCUUCUCCUCCGUCUCAUCUCUCCGUCCUUGCCUGUGGACGUGCUGGGGCUCCAGACGUGGAGUCUCCAGUAAUUCCGAACAGCAGAGGAAAGGAGAAGAGGAGAGGGGGAUCAUUCCAGGGGGGAUUUGUCACAUUACGCAGCGGUGACACCUCAGCAGAGACAUAGUGGCCUGGAGUGGACAGGCAGUGUCUCCUCAGUCCUUCCUCCAGUCCUUCCUGUAAGGAAGUGGUCUCCAUGGCUUCUCACAGUCACACCAACCUCUGAGUGACACCCAGCAAACAGCUCCAGAUCCCUACUGGAACCAGACCUGGGUUCAAAUACUAUUUGAAAUCAUUUCAAAUACUUUUAGCUGGGCUUGAUUGACCUUGCCUGGCACAAUGGAACCAAUAGAAUAGUCACAAAACUGCAAAUGCCGCCCAUCUGGCUCUCCAAGCAGGCUAAAGCGAUUGCUAAUAGUGUUUAAAAGAUUUAAAAUAGUGUUGAACCCAUGUCUAACUGUAACAGUACUGUACCAGUAGCACAUCACUGGCCUGCUACAGCUGAAGCACUGGGCCUGCUUUGUUCUUAUACUGCAGUACGGACUGGACUCGGGUUGUGUCCCAAAUGGCACCCUUUUCCCUAUAUAGUGCACUACUUUGGACUUGGGCCCAUUGGGCUCUGGUCAAAAGUAGUGCACUAUAUAGGGAAUAGGGUUCCAUUUGGGACGCACCCUCUCUCUGCAUGGUGGAAUGUUUCCACACGGCCUCCAUUCCCUGAUAAUGAGUCAUCCCAACAAAGGACCCAUCAGUUCAACUCAUAUUGUCUCUCAAAAUCCAAAAAUGGCACUCUUUUUCAUAUUGUAUCCUUCACAUCCCAGACAACCCACAUUUCUGCGUGGAAGAAUAUGUCCUUUGUUCACAGCCAUAUUUUUUGAGGAAGGGUAAAUGUAUAUGUUUUCAGUGUGAGUUGAAUGAUUUUUAGGUAUGAAUCAAUCUCAGCAAGACUUCUGAGGCUGUCCUAAUACAGACACCGUACUGGACUAGAAAGUUGAACUCCAUACAGCCCCACUGUAUACCCACAAAGUUGAAGUCAAUCAGACUGAGCCGGUUAACUCUUGAAUGCAGCAAGCAGGUCCCCAAUGUUGAAUACAGCCAGAGGUGGAGACAGAGCGGGUUGCGUCCCAAAUGGCACCCUAUUCCCCUGGCACCCUAUUCCCCUAUAUUGUGCACUAGUUUUGACCAGAGCCCUAUGGAACCUGGUCGAAAGUUGUGCACUAAAUAGGGAACAGGAUGCCAUUUGGGAUGCACAGAGAUGUUGUUUGUCAUGCAUAGCUCUCACUUUGCACCGCAGUACAAAUGUGCAUUGUCUCUAUCUACUCCCUUUUUACUGCCCAUGUGAGGCCUUCAGCCCCAGAGCUACUCAGCUGUCAUAAAUGUUUAAAAAAUGCCCUUUGAUAAUGAGUUUGUCAUUGUUUUAUUCAGAAAUAUCAACCAGUCCAUUAUAGUGGCAGCGAUUUUUUCAAUCGAUACACAACAGCAUAUUAAUAUUUAAUUAUUUAUAUGUCACCGCGAUAUGAAGAGAGAGCGGCUGUUGUGGUGUAGGAGUUGGAACUCAUUUAUUUUCUAGCAGUAGAGGAGUGAGGUGUUAUUUAGGCUUUAGUUGGGGCUGUGAUGUGGUGGAAUAGAGAAAGAGGCCUCUAGAUUGCAGUAGCAGCAUGCAAUGAUUCCACUAGCUGUCCAUCACUCUCAUAGCUGUGUGUCUCUCCUGCUUUGUGUAGCCUAACGUGUAUGUGUGUGCAUGUGUAGGUGUGUGUGUGGUCUCACUCUGUCUGGACUCUUUGUCCUGUGCAGUGAGGAGAGGAGAUGUCUUGGCAGCCUGGAGUGGUAUUCGUCCGCUGGUCACAAACCCCAACUCCAAGGACACUCAGUCAAUCUGCAGGAAUCAUAUUGUCCACAUCAGUGACAGCGGACUGGUCACCAUCGCUGGUUAGUCUGCACAGUCAAAUGUUUCUCUGCAUUUUAUCAAUGCUAAUCAUGCUGUACAUAUAACUUAUCUGUGUGAGAUAAUAUAGGCCUAUACUUGAAUUGCAGCACUAACAAGUCUAUUACAGGUAGUGUGGUAAUAACACCAUAUUAACACAAGUCUAUUACAGGUAGUGUGGUAAUAACACCAUAUUAACACAAGUCUAUUACAGGUAGUGUGGUAAUAACACCAUAUUAACGCAAGUCUGUUGCAGGUAGAGUGGUAAUAACCCCAUAUUAACACAAGUCUAUUACAGGUAGUGUGGUAAUAACACCAUAUAAACACAAGUCUAUUACAGAUAGUGUGGUAAUAACAUCAUAUUAACGCAAGUGUAUUACAGGUAGUGUGGUAAUAACACCAUAUUAACAGAAGUCUAUUACAGGUAGUGUGGUAAUAGCACCAAAUGUUGAAUCCUUGUCUAGGUGGGAAAUGGACAACAUAUCGCUCCAUGGCGGAGGAGACCCUGGAUGCUGCAGUCAAGGCCCAUAACCUUUCUGCUGGCCCCAGUAAGACAGUGGGCCUGAUGCUAGAGGGAGCUAAAGACUGGACUCCUACCAUGUACAUCCGCCUGGUACAGGACUAUGGCCUGGAAGUGGAGGUGGGCACAACUACUAGUAGCUAUACGGUUGCAAUAUUCUGCUAACUUUCCCAAAAAUCCCAGGUUUUCCCAAAAUCCCAGCUGGAAUUUAAAAAAAGUUACCAAUAAUUUUAGAUAGUUGUAAUGAUUUAUUGAGGUAAUGGUCUGCCAUAAUUGUAUGACAUCAAUUUGUAGCAGGAUACUAAUGAAUAGUCAGGCCCAUAAAGCUGAAUUGCAGGGCUCCUUUAGUACAUUAGUCCACACAAUCCCAGAAGCUGCUGUCAAAUGAAAAUUGUGCCAUCAGUACCCUGACAAACCAAUGACGAGCCACAUGUGUUCAUCUUGGCCAAUGAGUGAAUUGAACAUCAGUGCUUUUAGCACAGUGGAUUAGAAGUGCUAACAGUGCAGCUUGCACUCUCUCUGUCACUGAACCACUCAGACUCUUGUACUCCAGACAACACAGUCACAUCUCCAGGACAGUGCACGCCAUGUUAGACUUCAAAUGAACUGUACAAUGACCUGCAAAUGACAAGCCGAGAGAGUUGCAGCCCCCUGUGACUUAGUGUGAAUGAGAUUUAACCCUUCGUUAGCGCGGAAGAGGGAAGAAAGCAUAAUCUAUGAUCCUGAUGUUGCCGGAAUGUUUAAAAAGGUCAAUAUGCUGAUAUUUUUGACAGCGCUUGACCUUUAGUGAAAAAAGUAACCAAACCGGUUGAAUUGAAAUAACUUCUUCUUUGUUUAGUUCUGGCACAUAAUGUAUCACAGUCAAGGCAUGCUGUCUCCUCUGCAGCCAUCUCCCAAUGAGUGACUCGACUGUUAAUACAGCAUAUUGAUCUCAUAUCAAAAGGUGCUAUUUAAAUGCAAUAGAUUUCCCAGGGACCAUUGGCCCAUUCUGUUUGGAUUUGAACUGGAUUGCAAAUGUGUCUGUGUGUGGUGUCCAGGUGGCCCAACAUCUGGCCUCUUCCUACGGAGGGAGGGCCUACGAGGUCGCCAAAAUGGCCCAUGUCACCGGCAAGAGAUGGCCUAUCGUCGGCAAACGCCUCGUAUCUGAAUUCCCCUACAUUGAGAGUGAGGUUUGUAUGUACAUUAUAUCUAGGGUUGCAAAAUUCCCCACCAGGAGUUCUGGAAACCUGGGAAGUUACUGUAGUUAAAGACAUGCUCCGGUACUUUGGCGACUAAGAAAGUAUUUUUUAAACCUUCCGCUUUGGGCUAGAUGUGUCAAUGAGUAGUUCUUACAUGCAUAAUCUAUGAGCAGAAUUACUGUCUUACCUCAAUUAGCAAAUAUUUUCUUGAAGCUGUGAAGCUAUUUUCCGUACAUUUCCCCUCACGUGGGACAGCCCUCUAGCAUUCGAAUUCUAGCCAAUAAGCUUCAGCCCCUCGCAUUUGAGUGGCAGCUAGCAAGAGGCCUGCCCAGCGUUAUCCAAUGAGUUUGCAGGGCAGAGAGAGAGAGAGAGAGAGAGAGAGAGAGAGAGAUUUUUGGGGAGCACUUUUGCCUUGAGAGUGCUACUUUCAGAACUACUGGCUAAAAAGUAUACAAAAGUACCGGAGGAUCUCUUUAAUUCCUAAUCAACAGAGCUAACAGAACAGUGAAUAGGUGAAUGACCAGAGGUGCAUUAAGAACAUGUGUAGAAUAAGCAUGACAUUUUUCCAGGUCCAGUAUGCCAUUAAAGAGUAUGUGUGCACGGCCAUAUUGUUUCCAGGUCCAGUAUGCCAUCAAAGAGUAUGCGUGCACUGCCAUCGAUGUGAUCGCCAGGCGCACGCGGCUGGGCUUCCUGAACGUGCAAGCGGCCGAGGAGGCCCUCCCACGCAUUGUAGACAUCAUGGGAAAGCAGCUGAUGUGGAGUGAGCAGAGGAAGAGGGUGAGCUGCACCACUCUCUCACUGUAGGGUUGCAAAAUUCCAGUAACUUUCCCAAAAUUCUCAGGUUUUCCAGAAAUCCAGAUUGGAGGAUUUCCAGAUUUCCUGCUCAUUCCCUUCUGAUUCAAGAAAUCUUCCAACCAGGAUUUCUGGAAAACCUAGACAUUUUGGGAAAGUUACUGGAAUUUUGCAACCCUAUCUCACAGACAAAACCACUCCAUUCAAACUGACACAUCUUUCCUUAACCCAUUUGUACAGUAUACAAUCAAUAUGUAUGAAAAUUCCAAUUGACUGGCACCAUUCCCAGUAUCUCUCUCCCAUCCAGUCACUGAUUUUCCCGCUCGGAUAUUCCUGCACAUGCAUUUGAUCGACCUCACAUUAACCUGGAUACGUUUGAUCUUUAUUAAGAGCCAUAAAUUGGCUUUGGUCAUUACCAUAGGUUAAUUACUGAGAUUUGCUCUAUGCUGUUGCUACAUUCACACUGUAAUCAUAUGCAGCUAACAAAAGCCAUUCACUGCUUGCGUAUCCACUAAAUAGGUAUUGUUUUGAUAUUUCUAUUCCAGUCUAGGUUUUGUUUGUAUUGGACUAUUAAUAGAGAAAUACCUAACUAGAGCUUUGAUACUGUUUGAUUCUCAUGAAUUCAGAUGGGGCCUCACCCUUCCUCUAAUUCUACUCCUACAGUAGGACCAUUGAAUGUAAGCCCAGUUGUGGAGUGAUUAUUGUCUGCAUUCCUUAGAGCACCUUUACCAAGUCAAAUUAAAAGCAAACCGGUAUUGAAUGUGAAAGUAUUAAUUCACCACUAUGGAUAACUGACCCCUGUUUUUACUGUAAUUAUGAUUCAGGUGGUUGAGGAGGUAUUUAGAAAGCUACAAGCUACAGUAUUUGUGGUAGAUUGCAGACCUCCUGUUUGUAUGUGAGUGUCUGAGUGUCUGCUAUGUGAUGAAUGUGUGCUAACGUGUGUCAGUAGUGCUAGUGCUGCUGUGAUGAAUGUCUGGUCUUCAAAUCGGCCUUCACCUUCCUGUUAUGUGUACUUCCUGUAGGAGGAGCUAGCUGCAGCCAAGCAGUUCCUGUACUAUGAGAUGGGCUACAAGGCUCGCUCAGAGCAGCUGACAGACACCUCCGAGAUCACCCUCACUCCUGCUGAGGUGGACAGGUAAGACAGACAGGUUGGUGCAGAACUCUCUGCUCUCAACAUAAAUAUGACUUCCCGCCGGAGACCGGGGUUCAAGCGCGGAGUCGUCCCUUCCAACUAUCCCCUUUGUAUUCCCUUUGUAACUUCCAAUCUGUCUAAAUAAAGCUUUUAAAUAUAUUUUUAAAAGACAGACAGGCUGAGGAGAGGACUCCACACUACUGUCCCCUUCUCCUCCCCUCUCCUCUCCUUCCCUGUCUGUCUCAGAGGGCUGGUCUAGCACAGAGCCAACAGCCACCCACCACUUCAUUUCUUCUAUCAACAGGUAUAUGAAAAGGUUCCACAAGUUUGACAAAGAAAAUAAGGGAUUCAUCACCACCGUGGAUGUUCAGCGGGUAUUAGAGGUAACGAAUGAUGCUCAGUCUCAUGUUGCGUUUCCCUUUGUUCUCUCCUCUGGAGUGCGUGUGCGAUUAGUAGUGGGAGUUCUCCUGUGUGCCUUUGUCAGGCCUGAAGAAGGGGUGUCAGAUUUCUCUGAUUUAAUAUAACCACGGUGCUCCACAACACAGCAUUGCUCUGAUGAUCCUCUUUUAGUUCAGUAACCAUGACACUCCGUUUCAGUCACACGAUAACAGCGCUCCCUCCAACUGAUCUUGUGCAUGCGGAGCAGUUGGGCUAAUUACAGUGCAUGAGGAAAGUAUUCAGUCCCCUUGACUUUUUCCACAUUUUGUUACGUUACAGCCUCAUUCUAAAAUUGAUUAAAUAAAAAAAUGUCAUCAUCAACGAAGUGAAAACAGGUUUUUAGACAUUUUUGCUAAUUUAAUAAAAAUAAAAAAACGGAAAUAUCUUAUUUACAUAAGUAUUCAGACCCUUUGCAAUGAGACUCGAAAUUGAGCUCAGGCGCAUCCUGUUUCCAUUGAUCAUCCUUGAGAUUUUUCUACAACUUGAUUGGACUCCACCUGUGGUAAAUUCAAUUCAUUGGACAUGAUUUAGAAAGGCACACACCUGUCUAUAUAAGGUCCCACAGUUGACAGUGCAUGUCAGAGCAAAAACUAAGCCAUGAGGUUGAAGGAAUUGUCCGUAGAGCUGCGAGACAGGAUUGUGUCGAGGCACAGAUCUGGGGAAGGGUACCAAAACAUUUCUGCAACAUUGAAGGUCCUCAAGAACACAGUGGCCUCCAUCAUUCUUAAAUGGAAGAAGUUUGGAACCACCAAGACUAUUCAUAGAGCUGGGCAAUCGGGGGAGAAGAGCCUUGGUCAGGGAGGUGACCAAGAGCCCGGCUGAUGGUCACUCUGACAGAGCUCCAGAGUUCCUCUGUGGAGAUGGGAGAACCUUCCAGAAGGACAACCAUCUCUGCAGCACUCCACAAAUCAGGCCUUUAUGGUAGAGUGGCCAGACGGAAGCCACUCCUCAGUAAAAGGCACAUGACAGCCCGCUUGGAGUUUGCCAAAAGCCACCUAAAGACUCUCAGACCAUGAGAAAGAAGAUUCUCUGGUCUGAUGAAACCAAGAUUGAACUCUUUGGCCUGAAUGUCAAGCAUCACGUCUGGAGGAAACCUGGCACCAUCCCUACGGUGAAGCAUGGUGGUGGCAUCAUCAUGCUGUGGGGAUGUUUUUCAGUGGCAGGGACAGGGAGACUAAGUCAGGAUCGAGGGAAAGAUGAAUGGAGCAAAGUACAGAGAGAUCCUUGAUGAAAACCUGCUCCAGAGCGCUCAGGACCUCAGACAGGGGCGAUGGUUCACCUUCCAACAGGACAACAACCCUAAGCACACAGUCAAGACAACGCAGGAGUGGCUUCGGGACAAGUCUCUGAAUGUCCUUGAGUGGCCCAGCUAGAGCCCGGACUUAAACCCGAUCUAACAUCUCUGGAGAGACCUGAAAAUAGCUGUGCAGCGACGUUCCCCAUCCAACCUGACAGAGCCUGAGAGGAUCUGCAGAGAAGAAUGGGAGAAACUCCCCAAAUACAGGUGUGCCAAGCUUGUAGAGUCAAACCCAAGAAGACUCGUGGCUGUAAUUGCUGCCAAAGGUGCUUCAACAAAGUACUGAGUAAAGGGACCGAAUACUUAUGUGAAUGUGAUAUUUCAGUUGUUUAUUUGUAAUACAUUUGCUCAAAAAAAUUAUAACCUCUUUUUACUUUGUCAUUAUGGGGUAUUGUGUGUGUAGAUUGAUGAGGAAAUAAUCAAUAUAAUCCAUUUUUGAAAUAUGGCUGUAACGUAACAAAAUGUGGAAAAAGUCUGUAUAAGUAUUAGUUGACAUAGCAUUGUCAAAUGAUGUUUGAAGUAUAAUUCAGGCCUUUUAACAUGUAAUGAUAAGGUUAUGUUCAUAUGCUCUUAACCUGAUCACACUCUUUGGAUUCAAAAAAACUUAUCUAGAGAUCCAAUCAAAACGUUAUAAUGGUAUACUAAUAAAAUAUAAUGGUGAUAAUUGUAACAAAUUCAUUUAAUUUAGUUGAAAAUGUCAUUCAUUUAGUUAAAAAUGGCAUUUGCCAUGCAUAGUUAGUUUCCACAAGUGAAUAUUCAGAUGUUGAUUAUCAUUGAUUGCCAUUGUGGUAGUAGUAGUAGUAGUAGUAGUAGUAGCUCCUGCUGUUAGAAUGACGUGUAGUGGAAAACAUUCAAGUAGUGUUUGGAUUGAAACCCACUGGGGUAUAACUAUAGGGAGUAUAUAAUGUGCGCCCUGUCAUUAAUCCCAACCUUUUCACAUCCAUUCCAUUGAAAGAGUAUGGAUUAGCUGUACACAAAGAUUCAUCUGGCGACAGGCCUCUGCAAGAGACCACUCUCUCUCUCUACUAAUUGAGCUGUGGGUUAGCUGUGGGGGAUGUGUGGGAGUUUCUGUCAACACAAUCUAAAUUAAAUGUGUUUCAUUGCUAGGGAGCAAAUACUGGGGUGACAUAUUCAUAAGAUGCCUCAUCUCAGAAAUGAUAUGAAUAUACUGGAUACGUGUCGCUCUGGAUACUACUGUAGCUGAAGUGACUUGAUGAGACCCCAUGGGCCCUGGUCAGAAAUAGUGCACUAUACAGGGAAUAGGGUGCCAUGUGGUUCAUAGUUCUGGUGUUUGAGAUGCGGACUCAGUACCUGCACCAGUUUACUGAUGUCUGUUCUUAACUAUGUUUCCUUUGUUUCAGAGUAUCAAUGUCUAUAUAGAUGCAGACACCCUCCAUGAAAUUCUGAAUGAAGUUGACCUCAAUAAAAAUGGACAAGUGGAAUUUAAUGAAUUCUUGCAGGUACAGUAUAUUAAUUUUGUCCGAUUAUAAUCAUUUUUGUGUAAAAAAUAUUUAAAAUCCCACCUCAAUCUUUUUUUUUGUGUGUCUUACAUUUUCUUCCACUCUCUAAAAAACUAUCUUUUUAGGUUUUCUAGUGUAUGAUAGUUAAUAGUGUGAAUAGAUGUGUGUGCAUGCUUACAUGUGCAAGUGCAUGCAUGCGUGUCUGUUAGAGAGAGUGCGAAGCACAUGUGCACACGCGCACACACAUGGACGUGCUCCCUCCCUCCCUCCCUCCCUCCCUCCCUCCUCUCCUCUUGACACUGCCAGGCUUCUCCUGCUCGGUGACAAUGAUGAAUGCAGAACAUGAGACACAUUAAUGCAGGGGAUUCUGGUCAAUGUCAGCCCUUUCUUCACUGUGUCAAGUUAAACAAACAAGAUCAAGGCAAAGGGAAUGGUAAUUGUCCCUCAAGAGAUAGGAGACGUGCUGUGAAGGCCUGGUUAUGGGGAUCCGGCUCCUCUGCCAUUCCUAAACAUGGUCAGUCUUCCUCUGCCACUAGGGUUACUUACCACCACUGAUCACCCUGCUCUUAGAAACAAUGGUCAGAAUAGGAGUGCUAGUCUAGGACCAACUUCCCGCUGUCCAUGUCAUCUUAUUCAUUAUGAUUUAAAGGCUAAACUGAUCCUAGAUCAGCACUCCUACUCUUGGACGCUUAAUGAAUACAGGCCAAUGUCUGUAAUGCUCUUAGAAAAUGGGUUUGUCUCAAAUCAAAGAGGGGAAGCAUUUGCAUGUUCUCCAUAUAUUACAUUGACUUCGCUCGAUGUUUAAGGAAGAUUUUAUUUGAGGUUGAGGUGGAAUGACCUGUCUGAGCCCUUGUGUCAGAUGUGUGAACAUUUUGUUGCAUCCUAAGAGCAUAUAUAUGCACUCUGCUGAAAUCCAACUAAUUAGGAGAAAGAAUGGAAAUCUUUACGUUUAGCUGUUAUAUUAAGGAUGAACCUCAUCAAUGUCUUUUGGGUGUUAAUUUAGUUAGGAUUAUGCUGUGUGCAUGGAAUCAAAUAUUUUUUUUUUACUCUUCAGAAGGAGACAGCCUACCUAUCGACUCAGUACUCUUAGACUUGGGCCCGCAUUCAUAAAGCAUCUCAAAUGCUGAUUUAAGGAUCAGUUUCACAAAGAAUAAGAUCAAAUGGACGGGGGAACCUGAUCCUAGAUCAGCACCCCUACUCUGAGACAUUUCAUACAUACAGCCCCUAGACCAAAUUAUUUGUACGAUUUAGUGGCUCCAAAAACCUGGUUUAAUCUUCAUUAGUGUACUUUUUGAGUGGAAGAACCAUUUAUUUCCUGCUUUUCUGGGGGUGUUGGAGUGGAGUCCAGUGGCUGAAGCUGGAGCUUCUGGUUAUGGUGGUAUUAUGGGUAGGCAUGGUCUUCCUCACAUAAGGCAUGAGCUGACUUACAACCAGGAUGGCCGGUGAGCUGAACACAUGUUCUAGCAUGUCUUUCUCUCUUUCUCUGUCUUUCUCUGUCUUUCUCUGUCUUUCUCUGUCUUUCUCUCUCUCUCUCUCUCUCUCUCUCUCUCUCUCUCUCUCUCUCUCUCUCUCUCUCUCUCUCUCUCUCUCUUUCUGACUCUCUUACGUACGCAUGCAUACACACACGCGUAUAUCACAUGGGAUGGGAAUGGAGGGUUUAAGACAAUAGAAAAAGACACAAGAGAAGUAUUGGGAGCAGAUAUCCCAACACAUGAAUAGAAGAAUAUCGCUUAUAGAUGGUGGUCUAGAAGCGAUUAGGUGAUCUAGAUCUAUAAGGAUCUAUAUGUUUUUAAAUGGUCCUGCUGCUGUGUCCUGUCUUCAGCUGAUGAGUGCUGUGAAGAAGGGCCAGGUGUCGGCCAACCGUCUGGCCAUGCUGAUGAAGACGGCUGAACAGAGCCUGGACCAGACAGAGCCCCUGGAGCAGAGGGACCCCGUCGACCAGAGGGAGCCCGUGUCGGUGGACCGUAGCGGGGGAGGAGUG